Molecule: messenger RNA, 2726 nt
Organism: Stereum hirsutum FP-91666 SS1
Lineage: Eukaryota; Fungi; Basidiomycota; Agaricomycetes; Russulales; Stereaceae
Exons: 2
Coding region: 57-1688 (543 amino acids)
Source: RefSeq, a predicted model, not a curated record
CCCUCGACAAUAUUCUUCUUUACGACCUCCAGCGUUGCGCAACCUCACGAGCAAGAAUGCCUUCCAUCAACAUCAAGUCCUUGUCGUCUUCAUCAACAGCCUCUCCUUCUACCUCGUUGGCUCCAAAACAACACAAUUCGUUGCGACAUCGCGCGUCGAAGUUAUUCAACGAGAUCAUUCUGUCAAAUUCGCGAAGGGUACCUAGACAUAAAACAUCACGUAAAGGUUUCGUUAACCCAAGAGCACUCGACCACUGCAGACUCCCACCCGAACUAUGGAUCCAAAUCAUCCGCGAAGCAACCUUCAUGACCCCCGACCCGCUCAGUACCGCCGAGGACCUGUCUUUCCUCGAGUCGUCUUCCCUCCAGCUCUCGUCAUAUUACGCCGCCAUGCGCUUCAAGACGAACGUUUCACUGGUAUCGAAGCGCUGGAACGCCUUCGUCAAGGUCUUCCUCUUCGAGUUCGUAUGGAUCUCCCGCGCCCAGCAGGCCAAGGCGCUCGCGCACACGCUCCUCAUGGAGUUCGUCGAGGGACGGUCCGCGGCUUCGGGGAGGUUUAUACGGCGGUUACACAUCGAUACACCCGUACUCGAGCGCUGUUCGCCCCAGGACCUCCAUACCAUCCUAGAAUAUUCGCCACAGCUCACGAUUUACACCGACAACCAAUCUAUCCAGCGAAAUCGAUACGACGCCCUCCCCGACCCGCGGUGUUCGCCGGAGAAGCUCCUCUCACUUCUUACUCAUCCUAACUCCGAGCUGCGCCGCCUUUCGUGGACGUCUUACGACGACGUUCCCUUCCAUCUCCGCAUGUCGCCGCUGCAGGAUAUGCCCACCAUGCGACUCGAGUAUCUCGAACUCUCAUCGUGCUCUCCCAAUUUCCACGCCCUCUUUUCCGAUUCGCUGGAGUUGACAUCGCCGUCUGCAGCCAUGAGCGUCCAUCUUCCCGCGCUCCGAAGUCUGAAAGUCAGCCUCGAUAACGGGAUGUUCGCCGUCCUCGCUUCAUGGUCCAUGCCGCACUUACGCAACCUAUCCGUUGUCUCCGCCGACUUCAGCUACACCGGCGCUGGUUUCUACCGGUUCUUUGCGGCCCACGGGAAAUCCCUCCGCCAACUCGAACUAGGCCACUCUUCCUCGCUCAUCGAGGAGCACUAUCUCACCGCGCCACACCACCCCCGACACAGCACGGAGAACAGGUCACUUUCGUUGGCGAGGUGGUGUCCGAACCUACGAGAGUUGAUCUGUUCGGCGGACGCGGAGUGGCACUGGGAGAGUCCGGACUGGAUCGCACCGCAUGUUCUGCUGCCUUCGCAUCCGCGACUCGAAAUGAUCGCCAUCCGUGAUAUCGACGCACGUAUCAUCUCAGCGCUUGACAUGACAUCCAACGCGCCCUCGACGGACGAUACCGCCUUCUUCCCGCUCCUGCAACAGAUAUCCUCGAUCCUCAGUCCCGAAGCGUUCCCUAGCCUAAAGUAUCUGCGGGAUCUGAGCGUGGAGAGCGAUUCGAUGAGGAGGCGGAGGCCGGAGAGGGCUGUGGUGCAGUUUUGGGCGAAGGUGCUGGGGCGUUGUAGGGAGAGGGGUGUUUGGUUGGAGGAUGUGGAGGGAUUUAACGUGACGAUGGGGACUUUGAGGAGGGCUAGGAAAGUCCUGGAUGUGCGGGAGGCGGUGGAGGAGGGGAGGUCGAGGGGGUGAGUGAGUAUUCUCGAACCUUGUUCUUUUUUUUUUCCGUCUUCUCUGCCCUUGGUCGGAUUUCUUGUGGCACCUUUCCUAUUUUCAAUUCUCUGCCUGCAUGAUUUCUUGAUCUGGAGCUUGUUUUAUGGAUGGUCUCGUUCUUAUUCUGCAUCCCAACCCCGUGUGUCCAUGUGUGUCUACUAUAUAUCCUCGGUUUUGUCCGCCCCUUAUCUCAUCCUCUCCGUGUGUCCUUAGCGAAUCCAUUGUGUCCAUCCACCGCGUCUCUAUCCCUCCGUUCUCGUCAUGACCCUGUGCAUCCAUACUUCUCUCCGUCCACCCACUCUCCCCUUUGGAUCGUUUCGCUUCGCUAUCGUUCAUGACCCCGUCUGCAUCCGUCCUUUCCCUUCGUUAUUUAUGGCUCUGCGCGCCCCCUCACUCGCUCAUCUUUUCUUCUUGGUGCGUCAUUGGUGGCGGUGCCACGUUUAUCCCGUCACGAUUGCAUCGUUUAGCAUUCACAUCGCCGUCCAUCGUCUUUUGAUACCCUCCCUCCACCUUCGCCGCACCGCCCACCUCAUCAUACACCGAACGGUUCGGUUCCUCACCCCUUCGCGCCGCUCUUUACCCUGACCCUUACCCUCACUCUUGCUCUCGCCUCGCACCUUGUGUCAUGACUGCAUCGUUUCCUCCCUUCUUUCUGCCUGACUUCCUCUCCCCUUUUGCCUCUGUUUUCCUUCGUUUCCUUUUUUUCUCUGUCGCGUUUCGUCGUUUCUUGUUUCUUGUUUCUCGUUUCUCGUUUGUCGUUUCUCGUUUCUCGUUUCUCGUUUCUCGUUUCUCGUUUCUCGUUUCUCGUUUCUCGUUUCUCGUUUCUCGUUUCUCGUUUCUCGUUUCUCGUUUCUCGUUUCUCGUUUCUCGUCUCGUCUUGUCUCGCAUCGACCUCGUCAUCGUCUGGUUUGUCCAAUGUAUACUACGUCACACAGCACCAACUCAAAAGAGCUAUACAUACAUCGACCAUACACCCAGUCAACCAUCCACCAAUCCAACCAAUCCAACCAACCAAUC